AUGGACGAACAAACGUCUAUCGCUGAGCUGUCCAGUCGAGAACUGCCACUUCCAUUAGAUCUGCAAGUCAUCAGAGGCUACAACUCACCGACUGCAGCGUCCGACGUGCUGCCAUCACUCGAUACAGGCAGUCUCAUUCGUGUUCAUUUCUUCAGAGAUGAGACGAUCGUCACGGGGCAAUCAGAGCGAGGAGACCACAAACUGACGAUUACACUAAACUGCGAGGAGCUCUUUGAGCUCUUGCCUUCUAGACCGGAGUUGGACGACGUGCGGUACGAGACCGCCGGGCACGUCGGAGCUGCUCGCCCCAGACCAGAAACGGUCCGGGCAACUCAAAGCUGGCAAGGAGACAACGACGAAAUCCAAGGAAACGACGAGCUAGAAAACAUAGAAGCAAUCGAGAACGACGUGCUGGGACGCUAUUUGUCUGCAAUUAGGAUUGUAGAGGGACGAGACGGUAUUUCGAAGGAGCACAUCUGUAUUCCGUACAACACGCCUCUCACAUUCACAACCAGAGCAAACCCUCGCAAGCGUUACAGACUCGUUGACCUAGUACGGAGGAAUCACUCUUUACCCCAGCGUGUGCGUGUCCACAGUCACAGAGUGAUCCACACCGGACUACCCCCCGUCCCUGUGAAAGCUAAGCUGCUAAAGGUUGCGACUCAACAAGUAGCGGUUUGCAGUGAUCUAGCAGACGGGCGUGUGUUCAUCCUACCAGCCAAUUUGGAAGGCGUUCUUCUACGCGUGCAACGUAUGGACAGCUGGGGCGACUAUUCCCCACCCAUCAGACCGUGGAUGGAUGUCAGUUUUCUUCCACGCGUCGGGCCGGAGCCGUUGGACGACCUGUUCGGACCUAAGAGUGUCGUCGCGUCGCAAAAGACAAGAAUACGCGAUUUGCACAUGGCUGUGCUGAUACCCAACUGUCCGGUACCUACUGAUGAUCAAGACUCGACAAACUACAAAUCGUUUACUUCGUGCGAGAACACAAAGACUAGAGAGAAAGGCUGCAGGAGGCGACCAGUUGACAGCGUUCAGAACGACGACGCCAGCCCUUUGUCCAAACAUUGCACUUUGCAUGCAGCCCUGGCCGCCCUUCAGUGUCUGGUCCCUAGAAAGACAACAGGAGACGAACCUGGCACGCAGACUGGCUUGAACGAAUACGAAGGAAAUAUCUACGCUGAAGUAAUACUUUCACAAGAAGACUAUCCGGCUUCAGAUUCCGAGCAAUUGUACGUGCCCAUGUACCCAGCUGGACAGUGCCCUGACGACGUCUACGACUAUGCUUACUCUCAGACUGAAAACAUAGGUCCCGGUUCACGGAAACCCGCAAGUAUACUCAAACCGUCGCCAGAGUCCCCCGCGUUUGACAUAAAGAAGCAACCACAUCGGACGUCGACAGAGCUUGAGAAUCAAAUCGACAAUCUGAGACUGGAGAAUGAAAGGCUAUGUCGCGAGAUUACUCGCAUUAUCGAUCAAAUGACAGUCAUGCAGACCCACGUAGAACAAGUUGAUGAAAAACUCAGGAUUACUGAAAUCGAUCAGGCGGUCAUGAGACGACAUCUGGAGUCUUUGAGUAGCGCACAGAUAGCCAGAUUGCUUGACAACGUCGGUAUGGGUCAGUACAAGAAGCAGUUUGUCAAGGUAGGCAUUCAGGGUUACAAGCUGGGAGACUGCGACGUGUCGUAUCUUCAAGAUAUUGGUAUGCCACUCAUGCAUGCAUCAAAGCUUUUGACUAUCCUACGAGGGAGGCUGCCUCCUGGUACACAGUGGGAGAAUUUGAUUUGAUAAAUUCAAUGUUGGAUCGCUAUAUGAACUCGAACACUAAAAAUUAAGACAUUGUCGUAUUAGAAGAGUAUUAGUUCUAAUAGUAUUUUCAGUGAUUUGAUUAGCAAAUGAGCAAAUUAAGGAAUCUUGAUUUAGAUGAUGCUAUUUUGUGAAUAAAAAUUGUUUACAGAAUGAAA
Corticium candelabrum is the source of this 1961-nucleotide messenger RNA. RefSeq lists its product as uncharacterized. Gene Ontology annotation, molecular function: protein binding. Lineage: Eukaryota; Metazoa; Porifera; Homoscleromorpha; Homosclerophorida; Plakinidae. Bases 1 to 1785 code for a protein of 594 amino acids. The record is from RefSeq and is a predicted model, not a curated record. The transcript has a single exon.